Molecule: messenger RNA, 2538 nt
Organism: Cyphellophora attinorum
Lineage: Eukaryota; Fungi; Ascomycota; Eurotiomycetes; Chaetothyriales; Cyphellophoraceae
Product: Mitochondrial escape protein 2
Exons: 1
Coding region: 1-2538 (845 amino acids)
Cellular component (GO): mitochondrial inner membrane
Molecular function (GO): RNA binding
Source: RefSeq, a predicted model, not a curated record
AUGCUUGGACGACCAGUGUUCAGGCCUGGAGGUCUUACGCGAUAUAGUCGACUAGCCUCAUCGCCGUGGCCCGCAACUACAGCUUUACGGCCGAGGACGCCUAUUUCGCCAAUCCUGUCGCGUACAGCAGCCUCGGAAGCUGGUGAGGAUGACUCUGGACACAUCAAAACCGAGCGAAAUGAAGGCAUCUUCUUCCUCGACAAUGUCUUCCCACUCAAGUUCCAAUGGCUCAGUCGCAUACCCCUACUCAAUUGGGAGCAGCAAGCCAUCAAUGCCAUGAGCAGGAUCGACCAGCCAAAUGCCGCUUUCGCCAGCCCGUUGAGCAUAGUCCACCGCGCUUUCCCCGAGACACUGCCAGUCAAAAUCACGGAAGUGCUGCCACGCAUUCGCGAAGGAGGCGCGUUCGUCAAGUUCUCCCACGACGCAAACAUCGAUGUCUUUGAGCUGGAAGGCACUUUGCGCAAAUAUAUGCAAGAGAAACCCAUCCGACCAUGGUUCAAUCCACUCCGUCGAGUACGCGCAUUUCUCGUUCGAGGUCAGCCCUGGAUCGAGGACCUAUACCGUCUGCCGAGCUCGAGAAUACGAGUCGAGUUCCUGCCGACCUCUCCAGAAGCAUCUGCAGCGGAGCUGACCCAGGAACAGAUCUUCACCUUAUUUCGCAAGUACGGAAAGCUAUUCAACAUCGAGCCACAGCCAUCAGACUCGAAAGUACUGCCAAAGUAUGCUUUGGUCGAUUUCGAGCGGGCGAGAUUUGCCACUAUGGCUAAAGCUUGCCUGCAUGGCUUCGUUUUGCCGGAGAGUGAAGGAGGCGGCAAGACAGGCACAGUACUGAAUCUGAAAUACGAGUCGCAACGAAAGUCAUAUUGGUGGUGGGACUGGAUGACGAACCAUCCACGAAUUGUCCUCCCGCUACUUGUUGCUCUAUUCUCCGCCACGGCCGUGGCAGUCUUCGAUCCGAUCCGAAUCUUUUCGAUCAAAACUCACAUCACCCAUGCGUUCGGCCUCGGCGACUACAAGGACUAUACUGUAGUCAAGUUCCUGAAGAAGUGGAUCAUGCGCGGCUACGAUGCGAUCACACUUCGCAAAAGAAGGGCCGAGGAUGACUCCUUUCGCAUCUUGUGGGAGGACCGACAGGAGACGGUCGAGCAGUUGAAGACAUGGCUCAUCGAAACAGCGGACACGUUCAUCGUCGUUCAAGGCCCUCGAGGCGCUGGGAAGAAAGAGCUUGUUCUCGACUAUGUGCUCAACGACAACCAUCAGCAGAAGAUAGUCGUUGACUGCAAGAAGAUUCAAGAGGCACGUGGCGACAGUGCAACUAUAACUGCCGCAGCGGCUGAAGUCGGCUACCGUCCCAUCUUUUCGUGGAUGAACAGCAUCAGCAGUAUGAUCGACUUGGCUGCGAUGGGCACAAUAGGUACCAAGACUGGAUUUUCGGAGACGCUCGACCAGCAGCUAUCUAAGAUCUGGAACAAUACUGCCACCGCUCUGAAGGAGGUGGCUUUGUCGCACCGGAAGAGUGAUGACAAAGACGCCAAUCUUGGUGACGAUGACUGGCUGGAAGCUCAUCCGGAAUGCAGGCCGGUAGUCGUUGUGGACAAUUUUUUGCACAAGUCAAACGAAACGGGAGCAGACAUGGUCUACGAUAAGAUCUCGGAAUGGGCAGCACGACUCACUACAUCGAAUAUUGCUCAUGUCAUCUUCUUGACCACGGACGUCUCCUUCAGCAAGUCGCUAUCAAAGGCACUCCCAGAUCGUGUCUUCAGAACAGUCACUCUGGGAGACUGUACGCCUGAGGUAGCCAAGAAGAUGGUACUUCGUCAUCUCGACGCAGAUGGGGACGACCAUGACAAGAAGGACGAUUCGGAGGAGAAGAAGCCACGGCCAUCCGAAUCGCGAGCAGACCUGGAUGAGCUGGACAGUGUUAUUCAAGUCCUCGGCGGCAGACUCACAGAUCUCGAGUUCUUAGCACGGCGGAUCAAGGCCGGCGAGUCUCCCGGAAGCGCAGUUCAGCAAAUUACCGAGCAGAGUGCUAGCGAGAUUCUAAAGAUGUAUCUUCUAGAUGCCGACAAGAAUUGGUCACCUCAACAAGCCUGGAUCCUUAUUCGAGAUCUGGCAAACAACGAGAAGAUCCGAUAUAACGAGGUCCUUCUGAACGAUGCCUUCAGCAGCAAGGGCGAGGAAGUGCUACAAGCCCUCGAACAGGCCGAACUCAUCACGAUCACCUCCCAGAACGGCCGGCCGAACGCGAUCAAGCCUGGCAAACCCAUCUAUCAGGCAGCAUUCGAAUACUUGCGCGAGGACGAUGUUCUGCGGGCACGGUUCGAGCUUGCAGUGCUGACCGACCUGGCUGCGAAGGAGGCUAAGACGAUCGACAAGUGUGAGGCAGAGUUGAGGAUCCUCGCAGAGUUGCCCAACGCAAGCGAUUUGAAGCCCCGAGUAUUCUACUUGCUCCAGAAGGUGCUCGCCAGUCAGCAGGCUAUCGAGAAGUAUGAGGCGAAGAGCGGAGGGUACAAGAAGAUCCUGAAGGAGAAGUACUGA